AUGAGGGGCUCAACUCUUCCACUCCAUUGGAAGUGUUUUGCCUUCAUACGUUCUAUCAACGACAACGCCCAUGACACUAAUUUCGAUUCGGAGGUUCGUAAACUGAGCUUGGACGAAUUAGCUUUCUGUUCUAUCAGGUUCGAAGAGAGACGACUCAAUCCCGUGAUUCCCUGUUUCAAAGCGUCGAACAUCCGGGAGUACAUGGUAAAGGCACAGGUUUCGUGUCUGGAUCGCCCGGAGAUUUUCAAGCGACUGAAGCGAUUAUCUGCACAAUCUGAGGGAAAGCCAUUUUAUGAGAUCUAUAACACGGCAUAUAUCAUUCAUAACGAUCCCCUCUAG
Aspergillus terreus NIH2624 is the source of this 339-nucleotide messenger RNA. RefSeq lists its product as uncharacterized. The transcript has a single exon. The record is from RefSeq and is a predicted model, not a curated record. Lineage: Eukaryota; Fungi; Ascomycota; Eurotiomycetes; Eurotiales; Aspergillaceae. Bases 1 to 339 code for a protein of 112 amino acids.